Messenger RNA from Balaenoptera musculus (blue whale), 5151 nucleotides. RefSeq names its product HEAT repeat containing 6 (gene HEATR6). NCBI's taxonomy places the organism in Eukaryota, Metazoa, Chordata, Mammalia, Artiodactyla, Balaenopteridae. The record is from RefSeq and is a predicted model, not a curated record. The transcript has 20 exons. The coding region runs from base 18 to 3563 and encodes 1181 amino acids.
GGUCCUACGUAGCAAAGAUGGCGGCGGCGCAGGUUGUGGGUUCUUUGUCGAGCGGGCCGGCGCAAGAGGCGCAGCGGGAGCCACCCCUCGAGCAGGGCCGUGGGUUCCGCUGCUUGUCAGCCAGGCUCUGCGCCCUGCGCCCGGAUGACAGCAGCUCCAGCCGCACCGAGAUCCACCUGCUCUUCGACCAGCUCAUCUCCGAGAACUACAGCGAGGGCAGCGGCGUGGCCCCGGAGGACGUCAGUACUCUUCUUGUCCACGCUUGCCGACUGGUGCCUCUUAAUCAGAAUCAUCUUGUCAGCAAACUGUCUCAGCUUAUCCACCAUUUACUUAACACACUACAGGUGAUUGUUGAUGAACAGAACCUGGAUUUCCUGUUGGCAUAUACUAUUUCUGCUAUUCAGCAGUGCAGUUCCUGGACACACAUGCAGAUUCUCCAAGCCUUGGCAGCCCUGGUUUACUGCAAUGGCUCAAAGUGUCAAAAGUACCUCCCAGACUUGCUUGGCAAGAGCGGACUCUUGAUGAAGCUGAGUGACUUGGCUCAGUCGGACCCUGAAGUUAGGAGAGCUGCAGUGCACUGUAUGGCAAACUUAUGUCUCAGUGUGCCAGGACAGCCGUACUUGGAGGAGCCCUACCAAAAUAUCUGCUUCCAAGCUUUCUUGACCACUUUACAGUCUCCAAAAUCAUCUGAUAUGGAUGAUAUCACGUUUUGCAUGUUGUUACAAAAUGCAUUAAAAGGUAUACAGUCUCUUCUAAAUGGUGGGAAGAUGAAACUGACACAGACUGAUGAACUUGGAGCUCUUCUGGCUGUGCUAAAGAAAACCAUGUUCCAUGGACUCCCUGGACUAAACAUAGAGAUGCCCACGGUGUUGUACCCGACGCCACUUCCUCAGUAUGAUGGACGACCACCCAUCAAACCGCAGCAGACAGAAUCCAGCACUUCUCGACCAGCUGUGAAUAAAAGGAAAAAAUCAAAAGUAAAAGUGAAGAAAAUCCAGCAAGGAGAGGAGGAGGAGGAAGAAUCCAGUGGUGAAAGAGAAGUAGCCCCAGUCACUGGCUCAGGCAGACUGAACUCGCAUAAAGGGGACACUCAGUGCCCCUCCGCCCUGGGUGUUCCGAGUUUGCCAUUAGCUGGAAGUGGAGCUGCAGGAAAAGACCAAGUCUCCUCAUCCUUCAGUUCUUCCAUUUGGAAGAGAGUCAGCAGUAGUGAGUCAGACUAUUCUGAUGCUGAAGGAGGCAUGCAGAGUCAAGUGAGGUCUUACCAAGCCAAAGUUCGCCAAGGAGCAUUAGCCUGUUUUCUUUCUACUAUAAAAUCAAUAGAAAAAAAAGUUCUUUAUGGCUACUGGUCAGCCUUUGUUCCUGAUACACCUGAGCUUGGAAGCCCACAGUCUGUGUCCUUGAUGACUCUUACGUUAAAAGAUCCUUCUCCAAAGACACGUGCCUGUGCUCUGCAAGUUUUAUCUGCCAUCUUGGAAGGCUCAAAGCAGUUUCUUUCUGUUGCUGAAGAUACCAGUGACCACAGAAGGGCUUUCACUCCCUUUUCUGUAAUGAUCGCUUCUAGCAUUAAAGAGUUGCACAGAUGUCUUUUGUUAGCUUUGGUGGCUGAAUCAUCCUCACAGACCCUUACUCAGAUAAUUAAGUGCCUUGCAAACUUAGUAUCAAAUUCACCUUAUAACCGUCUGAAACUCAGCCUGCUGACCAAAGUCUGGAACCAGAUAAAGCCUUAUAUCCGCCACAAAGAUGUUAAUGUUCGUGUGUCAAGUCUCACACUAUUGGGGGCCAUAGUGUCCACUCACGCACCUUUACCUGAAGUCCAGCUACUUUUACAACAGCCCUGUUCUUCUGGACUCAGCAAUAGCAAUUCAGCCACUCCUCACGUCAGUCCUCCUGAUUGGUGGAAGAAAGCCCCUUCAGGACCCUUUCUGGAAGAAGCCGCAGUUAGCUCGCCAAAGGUGUCUUCAGAGCCCUGCUGGCUCAUUCGACUUUGCAUUUCCAUUGUUGUUCUGCCCAAGGAAGAUGCCUGUUCAGGUAGCGAUGCUGCCUCCACAGGAGGAAGCACCUAUGAGCCCUUCCCCUUGCGACUGGAGGCCCUACAGGUGUUGGCUCAUCUGGCAAGGGGCUACUUUUCAAUGACUCAGGUCUACUUGAUGGAGCUUGGAGAGGUGAUUUGCAAGUGCCUGGGGGAGGCAGAUCCGUCUGUCCAGCUUCAUGGAGCAAAGCUUCUGGAAGAACUGGGUACAGGCUUAAUACAACAAUAUAAACCAGAUUCUUCCAUAGCACCUGAUCAGAGAGUGCCAGUCACCUUGGUGGUGAUGUUCUGGACUGCGAUGCUGAACGGUCCUUUACCCAGAGCCCUGCAGAAUUCAGAGCAUCCGACUCUGCAGGCGAGCGCCUGUGAUGCCCUGUCUUCCAUCUUGCCGGAAGCCUUCAGCAAUCUGCUGGGUGACAGGCAGAUCCUGUGCAUCACCAUGCUGCUGGGGCUGAACGACAGCAAGAACCGUUUAGUGAAAGCUGCGACCUCUCGGGCCCUUGGGGUCUACGUGCUUUUUCCUUGUCUCAGACAGGAUGUCAUAUUUGUUGCAGACACAGCAAAUGCAAUAUUGAUGUCACUUCAAGACAAGUCUCUCAAUGUCCGGGCCAAAGCAGCCUGGUCCCUAGGCAACCUGACAGACACUCUGAUUGUCAACAUGGAAACACCAGACCCAAGUUUCCAGGAAGAGUUCUCUGGCCUCCUGCUCUUGAAGAUGCUGCGAUCAGCUAUAGAGGCAUCCAAGGAUAAAGACAAGGUAAAAAGCAAUGCAGUCCGGGCCCUUGGUAAUUUGCUUCAUUUUCUGCAACCAUCUCAUAUAGAAAAACCCAGAUUUGCUGAAAUCAUUGAGGAGGCUAUCCAGGCCCUAAUUUCUACUGUUCUAAUUGAGGCUGCCAUGAAAGUCCGAUGGAAUGCUUGUUACGCAAUGGGAAAUGUAUUUAAAAAUUCUGCUCUUCCCUUAGGAACAGCCCUGUGGACCUCCCAGGCCUACAAUGCCCUGACAUCAGUUGUGACGUCAUGUAAGAACUUCAAAGUGCGCAUCAGAUCUGCCGCUGCCCUUUCCGUCCCGGGCAAGAGAGAGCACUAUGGGUCUGUUGACCAGUACGCUCAGAUCUGGAAUGCAUUGGUCACUGCCUUACAGAAGAGCGAAGACACCACAGACUUUUUGGAAUUCAAGUACUGUGCUAGCCUACGGACCCAAAUCUGCCAGGCGCUGAUUCACCUCUUGAGCUUGGCCAGCGCCUCAGACCUGUCCUGCAUCAAAGAAACCCUUGAAUUGAACGGGGACAUGGUCCAGUCCUAUAUCCUACAGUUUUUAAAAUCAGGAACAGAGAGAGAUGACACUGGAGCACCCCACAGCCCGCAGGAAAGAGACCAGAUGGUCAAAACAGCCCUGGAGCACAUAAGCAGUGUCCAGGCACUGGCUGGCGACACAUCCAAAAGGGCCAUCAUGGGCUUUUUAGAAGAUAUCCUGACCGUUUAUUUCGACCCAUCUGGAUCACAAGUAGCACUCUUAGGAUUAACAAAUCGGUGAAUAUUUUACCGGACCUUCCAGGUGUCAAGUGAUGACAGGAAGACCUGAGCUUGAGCAUCAGAUGUGUGGGAUUUACUCUUCGGGGCAGAAACAGUCCUUUCACUAUUUAUUUAGAUUGAGUUAGCAGCUAUUUAAAUUUUUCUCAAAGGGCUCAGCCACUUUAGAGAGUGGUUUCACUGUGUUGGCCGUGGCCAUGGUUGUUGGAACCUCUGACCUGUGCACGCGGGCGCCAAGGAGUUGGGUUGUCGUGUGGGCUGAGCAGACUGGGGGGUUGUAAAGAGUGUUUAGUCUCAGAAGAGUAUUUUAAAAAAAGCAAAAGGAUUUAGGAGUUAGAAUGUUGUAUAUUGUGUCUCUGGGAAUUGUUUUUCUUUUAUAAUAAACUGAUGUAAAGCAGUGUGCCCAUAAUCUACCAUUUUUAUCAAGUUGCCUUUAUAGAAAGCUGCGAGCAGAGCUGCUGUUCAGCCAGUUCGUUCUGGUACAGCUGCAUCAGUUGCUAAAAUACUGAGACGGUUCCUCACAGGUUAAUAAAUAGCGGUUGCACUGAGCUCCCCAAGUGGCAACCCUGGAAGCCCCCUCCACGCCUUCCCUCAAGCCUGUAAAGAGUGAACUGGCACGCAAGGGCCUCUGGCCUAGGCCCAUGUCCAUUUCACCCUGGCCGUAACAUCAGCUUCUAUCUGAAUUUCCUAAUGCCCUUUAGGAGAAUAUGGUCCCAUAUGCUAAAUUUAUGGUGGUUUUGCCACUUUUGGAUUUGUGCCUUAAAAAAGGAUUAUUUGUUUAAUUUAGAUGAUUACAAAGAAAGGUUUUUAAGUUAUACUUUGAUAAUGCCCAAGUAGUUAUAAAAAGUAGUUUCUCACUGAAAAAUUAUUGACAUUUAAAUUUUGCGUACAUCUCUUGACCACCAACAAUUUAUUGGAAAUGAUUUCAGUCAGGAAUUUAGAGAUACAUAAUAAAAGAUUCCACACUUAUACUUGAUAUGGGAUAAAUAAGAAUCAAGAUACAUAGAGUGGGUUUUGGCAAUAUAUUAUUUAACUAUGGUUAUUUAGUUUAAAAUACAUAUUUCACAGCAUACCUAUGUCCUCAGUUUUUCUUCUUUGCCCUUAAGUUACUCUUCUCCCUCUGUGCUGCUGUAUGUUCAGAAAAUACUGUUUAGGCAAAGACUAGGGGACACAGUGCUCAGAUAGCUGAAGGCUCACUUUUCUGUUGGUAGAGUACAAGUUUCCAAAGAAUGAGACGGCCAGCACAGUAAAAACUACCAUAUAGAACAUUCUUUAGACUUGUUUUUCUUUGGAGAUGAUUCUGGACACGAUUUUUUAUAGAGGCCAUGGAACUGAGUUGAACCUGUACUGACCCUGCAAUGAAUCUUAGGACUUCCUUCUCUUGAAGGAAUAAAUUCUUAGUAGCAGCUUAUUUGCUUGUUGUUUUCAUGAAAGUAAAAAUGUGGCAUAUGUAACUUAUUCCUGGUUCUUUGGGCUUUCACUGGUGGGUUCCUUGACAAAAUAUCUGUGAAGUGACUUUGAAUGGUUUUACUUGAUGAUUCACUCUUAUCCUUUGCUUAUCUUGAAUAAAAUCUAAUUUUUUUCUUUCUAAA